Echinops telfairi (small Madagascar hedgehog) is the source of this 1646-nucleotide messenger RNA. It is a transcript of the gene SLC25A14, whose product is annotated as solute carrier family 25 member 14. NCBI's taxonomy places the organism in Eukaryota, Metazoa, Chordata, Mammalia, Afrosoricida, Tenrecidae. The record is from RefSeq and is a predicted model, not a curated record. Gene Ontology annotation, biological process: mitochondrial transport. Gene Ontology annotation, cellular component: mitochondrial membrane. The transcript is spliced from 11 exons. The coding region runs from base 244 to 1221 and encodes 325 amino acids.
GGGUUGGCGUUGCGGUGGCGUUUCCAAUCGGGGGAGCUUCGGUUUCCUAGUCGUCCGCGGAGCCCGAGCAGCCGAACCCCUUCCCUGUCUCUCACGCUCCUGGCAUCGGCGGUUUUCCUUCUUCGGUUGAACCCUGCUUCUCGACCCCCCCUGGGAGGCCGCCUUCUUCAGGCGCCUCCCUUCUCUCCACGAACUCGCUCUGACAGCUGAGGAACUGGCAAGAUCCAGCUACCCGGAGGGUGAAUGGGUGUCUUUCUCGGAAUCAUCCUAAUUUUACUAAGGGUGAAGUUUGCUGCGGCGGCCGUGAUUGUAAACGGACACCAGAAAAGUCCCACUGGAAGCCAUGAAAUGUCUGGUCUGAAUUGGAAACCCUUUGUAUAUGGCGGCCUUGCCUCUAUCGUUGCUGAGUUUGGCACUUUCCCCAUGGACCUCACGAAGACAAGACUUCAAGUGCAAGGCCAAAGCAUCGAUGUCCGCUUCAAAGAGAUCAAAUACAGAGGGAUGUUUCAUGCCUUAUUCCGCAUUUACAAAGAAGAAGGUGUACUGGCACUAUAUUCCGGAAUUGCUCCUGCUUUGCUAAGACAGGCAUCAUAUGGCACCAUUAAAAUUGGCAUCUACCAAAGCUUGAAACGAUUAUUUGUAGAACGUUUGGAAGAUGAAACGCUUCUAAUUAAUAUGAUCUGUGGGGUAGUGUCAGGAGUGAUAUCUUCCACUAUAGCUAACCCCACCGAUGUGCUGAAGAUUCGCAUGCAGGCUCAAGGGAGCUUGUUCCAAGGGAGCAUGAUUGGCAGCUUCAUCGACAUAUACCAACAGGAAGGGACCCGGGGCCUGUGGCGGGGUGUGGUCCCAACGGCACAGCGUGCGGCCAUCGUUGUGGGAGUAGAACUUCCCGUCUAUGAUAUUACCAAAAAGCAUUUAAUAUUGUCAGGGAUGAUGGGAGAUACAAUUUUAACUCACUUUGUUUCCAGCUUUACGUGUGGCCUGGCUGGGGCUCUGGCCUCCAAUCCAGUCGAUGUGGUAAGAACUCGCAUGAUGAACCAGAGGGCGAUUGUGGGGCACGUAGACCUCUACAAAGGCACUUUGGAUGGGAUUUUAAAGAUGUGGAAGCACGAGGGCUUUUUUGCACUCUAUAAAGGAUUUUGGCCAAACUGGCUUCGACUUGGACCCUGGAACAUCAUCUUUUUUAUUACAUAUGAGCAGCUAAAGAGGCUUCAAAUCUAGGCACUGAAUUAUAUGCGAGCCCAGCCCUGCUCAUCUUUAUACUUUCCACCCCUCUCCCCCCACCCUUUUCCUCCCUGUCUUCUACUGUAUUUUGAAAAUGUUUUAAGUGUUUGCUGAACCUGUGGUCCUCCACCCCAACCCACCCCAGGCUUCCUGACUGAAAAGCAGUAUAGGGGCUCCAGAUGCUUUUGUGUUUCUGUGACCAUGUUAACUUUUCCCAGAGAGGAAGUGUUAACGUUGAGACUCUGGCCCCAGAUUGGUAUCUUCUGUGAAGAUGGAUACGGAUGGAUACUUUUCAAGAUGGUCGUCUUUCAACUGGGUGGGAGCCCCAACUGUGGGCUAGAGCAGAAGGCAUAGGCGAGGGCAGUUACAGCUGUGAAUGUUUCAGAUCUUGGUUCUCAUUAAAGUAUUUAUUGGCAAAAUUA